AUGGCACCCACUGUAGCAAAUGUUAACGAGCGUGCCAUUGAGCCGUCCCCCGGGGCCAUUCAGGGAGCGCCAAAGCGGAGAUGGGUCAGCUAUAUUUGGGAUACUUUUGAUAAGUCGCCAGAAGAGCGACGACUGCUGUUUAAAUUGGACACGGCGAUUCUAACAUUUGCAUCACUGGGUUAUUUCAUCAAAUACCUUGACCAGGUCAAUAUCAACAAUGCAUUCGUUUCGGGAAUGAAAGAAGAUCUGGGACUAUACGGGAAUGAGCUGAACUACAUGCAAGCAUGCUGGACGGUGGGAUAUGUCAUUGGAGAAAUUCCCAGCAAUUUGCUUUUGACGCGAAUUCGACCACGGUAUUGGAUUCCCGCCAUGGAGUUGCUGUGGACGGUGCUCACGUUCUCGCUCUCGCGAUGCAACACGGCCACUCAAUUUUACGUUUUGCGAUUCUUCGUUGAGAUAGGUCUCGCCGAAAGCACAUUCUACCCCGGGAUGCAAUACAUAAUUGGCUCCUGGUAUCGCAAGGACGAACUAGCGAAACGCUCGUGCAUAUUCCACACGAGUAGCGGCAUUGCAGCCAUGUUUUCAGGAUAUCUCAUGGCCGCAGUGUACAACCUAGAAGGGCGCGGUGGGUUUCGAGGCUGGCAGCUUUUCGUGGUUGACGGCAUCAUUUCUUUGCCAAUAGCACUCAGUGGAUUCUUUAUCCUCCCUGACGUGCCGGAGAUCUCGAGUCCGUGGUAUCUUAGCGAGCGGGAAGUUGAGCUUGCCCAGAAACGAAUGGAGCUUGAAGGCCGAAAAAAUCGUCAACCUUUCACAAAGAAAAAGUUCAAGAAGAUAUUCUCCUCGUGGCAUAUUUAUCUUUUGACUAUAGCGUAUAUAGCAUUCAACAAUUCAGGCACCGGAAGCCAGCCAGUCUUUCAGCAAUACCUCAAAUCGUCGAAGGACCCAAAAUACACCAUCGCCCAAAUCAACGCCUACCCAACCACUACCAACGCUGUUCAGGUGGUCACAACGCUCAUAUACGCCUGGACCUCUGACUCCGUCCUUAACGGAAAACGCUGGCCUCCGAUAAUAUUCGGCGCAAGUAUAAACAUAAUAUGCUACGUGUCUCUCGCUGUGUGGGAUAUCCCCGAAGGUUGGCGCUGGGCGUGCUAUAUCCUCUGCGGGGCGGGUUCCGGUAUCAGCGGGCUGCUCAUGGCAUGGGCUCAGGAAAUAUGCUCCGAAGACAAUGAAGAACGCGCCCUCGUCAUUGGCUCCAUGAAUGAAAUGGCCUACGUGUUCCAAGCCUGGCUACCGCAGGUAGUGUGGCAACAGGUAGAUGCACCGCAGUACCAGAAGGGAUUUAUCACAGUCGCCAUAUUGUCUGUUAUUUUAAUUGCCACUACUUGUGGAAUCUUUUCCAUCCAGAACUCGGAGGGUAGGAGUCAUAGGUAUGUCAAGAUUACUCUGAAAGCUAGCGGUGAUACUGAUAUGUUGGCAAUUGUUUGCAGACCGGACAGAAAAGAUAGUGAAGAUCCAACUGAGACAGAACAAAGUACUGAUGGCACAGUGUGA
Molecule: messenger RNA, 1551 nt
Organism: Aspergillus campestris IBT 28561
Lineage: Eukaryota; Fungi; Ascomycota; Eurotiomycetes; Eurotiales; Aspergillaceae
Product: putative MFS transporter Liz1/Seo1
Exons: 12
Coding region: 1-1551 (516 amino acids)
Biological process (GO): transmembrane transport
Cellular component (GO): membrane
Molecular function (GO): transmembrane transporter activity
Source: RefSeq, a predicted model, not a curated record